Pieris napi is the source of this 660-nucleotide messenger RNA. Its product is annotated as septin-2-like. Gene Ontology annotation, biological process: cytoskeleton-dependent cytokinesis. Gene Ontology annotation, molecular function: molecular adaptor activity; GTP binding; GTPase activity. The record is from RefSeq and is a predicted model, not a curated record. Gene Ontology annotation, cellular component: microtubule cytoskeleton; cell division site; septin ring. Bases 42 to 470 code for a protein of 142 amino acids. NCBI's taxonomy places the organism in Eukaryota, Metazoa, Arthropoda, Insecta, Lepidoptera, Pieridae. The transcript has 3 exons.
UUGAAAAUGAGUCCCAUUGCGACUUUGUGAAGCUGCGUGAGAUGUUAAUUCGUACCAACAUGGAGGAUAUGCGAGAGAAGACUCACGCGCGCCACUACGAGUUGUAUCGCCGUAGAAGACUCGCGCAAAUGGGAUUUAGCGAUGUUGACGCUCACAACAAACCGGUUUCUUUCCAACAAACAUUUGAGCAGAAGCGAUCAGCUCAUCUGGCUGAGUUGCAGCUGAAAGAAGAUGAGAUGCGUCAGAUGUUCGUUCAACGCGUUAAGGAGAAGGAGGCUGAACUUAAGGAAGCUGAAAAAGAGCUCCAUGCAAAAUUCGACAAGCUGAAGAAAGACCAUACAGAAGAGAAGAAGCGUCUCGAAGAGCUUCGUAAGAAGAUAGAAGAUGACGCAAUUGAAUUCAACCGUCGCAAACAACAGACCCAACACUCACACCACACUCUUACUCUUGGCAAGAGCAAGAAGAAGUGAGAACACACCUCCUCUCUUAGCAGGUCCUUCCGGUAAGACCUUUACCCAUAGACAAAAACUUUGACUGGGAAUAUUACUACCGCAAAUUUCUCGAUUAUUAUUAGGACUGAAUACUUGGAUAUUUUGUGCAAAGAGAGAUUACUAACUUAACCAUCGUAUAUUUCUUUCGAGUGAAGUAAUUUAUUGAAAA